CACACUGCGACCACGCUCACUAGGCACAAAAGCUCAUUGUUCCGCUCCAACCCUGCGUGCUCAACCGGCGGAGAGCUAAGAGUCGAGAUGCCGAAAGUGCUGGGCUACACACCUGCCUGGCUGAGCCGCCCGAAUGCGGGCUACCAACUGUUUGCGCCAAAACCUUCGUCUAGCAAGGCUUUAGUUCCGAAAGAGAAGAGUCCGGGUCUACGUAAGACGAUUGCUACGAGAGAAUCUGAGGUUUUUGUAGCCGUCGGACAUGAAAUACGAUGGGCAGACCUGACGGUCCUGAAGGAGGACUCUUCGACGUACCGAACUCUCAAAGUCUCGAUACCACUGCCGAUUACGCGCCUUAACAUAUCUCCUUGCGGUCACUAUCUCGCCGUCUCCACCUCCCAUACGGUCCACGUCGUCAAUCUCCCCGACUCCUCGCUCCUCGAAUCCGGUGACGAUAGCCUGAUCAAACCAAAGACCUUCCAAGUGGGCCCAACAGCACACGUCUUGGAGGAGUCCCCAAUAGCAACUGUUCUGUGGCAUCCGCUAGGCUAUCAUGGGCGAUGCUUGGUCACAAUCACCCAGACAGGCGUGGUGCGUCUGUGGGAGGUCAAUCGGUCAGACCGGUCAAGCUUCAGCGAGCCUUCGCUAUCGAUUGACCUUCAGAAGCUUGCGAAUGCUACAAAUGAUCAGGAAGAUCUGAGCGCGUCUAAAUAUGGAGCACCCAAGGGCUUUUCCCCAGACGCAGCCGACCUUGAAGUUGCCGCGGCUUACUUUGGGGACUUCCCUGAGCAAGAAGGAGUUCACGGCUGGGCGCCGAUGACGCUGUGGAUCGCAACCGUUGCGGGCGACGUGUACGCCUUAUGCCCUCUCCUCCCGAGCAGGUGGCAGCUUGUUGAGUCUCCGGGCGCAUCUACGCUCAUGCAAACCUUAACCUCAUCCAUCAACAUCAACUACGCCGACAUCUCCGAAGCCGCGAGCGCCCCAAAAUACGAAAAGAAGACCGCAGAUAAGCAACUCUCGUGGCUUUCCGAUAUCCUUUACCAAGAUCCUUUCAACGAGGAGCUUUCAAAUGGAGAUUCGAUUAAAGUGUUCACCCGACCGGCUAGUGUACCCGCUAUUCCGCUGUUGCAAGGACCCUUCACUAUUAUGCCGGAGGUAGACGAUUUUGAGCUAUGCGACAUGGUGGUGUAUUCUCUGAAGACUUUUUCAGAUGGAUCCGAGGAAGAAGCUGCCGAAGGUCUACCGGCAGCCGUUGUUUGCCUUCUCACAGAUACCUGUCAAGUGCAUGUUUGCCUUGAUCUAGAAGGAAUUGUAGGGCGAUGGCUUCCCUCUUCUGAUGACGAACCCGACUUCACAGCGCCUGCUGGACAUAGUCUCAUUGUCGCUGAAACCAUCACCUUGACCGAUGACGAGACCUCGUGUUACAACCAAAGCAUUACCCCCGACGUGCACACCGACUUUACCUUCUUCGUCUCGCACGCUAGCGGAGUAUACUACAUCUCGUUGGAGCCGUGGAUCCGGAAACUGGAGGCCGAGUUGUCGGAACCGCAGAGCGAAGGAGCUGACUUCCGUCUCAAGCGCCUGCUCGAAUCGGCUAACACCACGGUUGAGCAAUGCAUUCGUCGUCAGCCAGUAGAUCGCACGAAGGACGUUACAUCUUGUGUAGUCAUUCAACAAGAUGACGUAGGUUACCUCGUCCUGACCACGGUCGACAACGAACCACAAGCCGUAGUCCUUGACACUCCUGAGGAUGGUGUGCCUACUGAGGAAGAGCUAGCCCAAUAUAUGCAGGUUAGCGGUCCGUCGAAGGAGGUGCGCGAAGCAUGGCAGCCUCCCAAGGAGCUGUGGGAGCCGUUUGACUUAUAUGCCGCCCUCGAUAUACCUAGCAGGCACAAAUCAUCAUUGAAAGAGGAGAUCCGCCUAUCCCCUGCGAACCUUGAACUCCUCAUGAACGCUCAUAGAAUUCUUGCUGCGCAAACAGACCGACUGCAACACGCCGUAUCCGACCUUUAUAACCGUUGUCAUCGACUGCAGGACGAGUUUAGAGAUCAGAUCUUCAGAGCUUCCCAGCUAGUGCCCAAGAUCGACUCUGUAACUGGGAACGAUGAGGGCGGAUCCGAGAGUGGGUCAGAAGCCUACGGCACGGCUAAGAUUGAAGAUCGCCUAAAGAAAGUCCAAGCGAGACAGGAAGAGAUCAAUUCCCGAUACCAGGCCCUUCGACGGAGGAUGGCUGGCAUCGGUGGAGCAGAGUUGAGCGAAAAGGAGGCGAGCUUCAUCGAGGAGCUUCAGACGAUGGAGAGUAGUCUGGACCGGACGGAACGUACGUUGACGGACGACGUCGACGGUAGCGAGGUGCCUGCCUGGCAGCGUUUCGAGAAGGUCAAGGAUAUGAAGGGGACCUUGGCGAAGGAGGUUGCGGAGGCGUCGGCAGCGGGUACUGAAGAGCGACCUGCUGCAAGCGUCAAAGUUCCGUCACAUUCACGGAAGCAAGAGAACGAGCGAAUCCAGGAGCUGCUGCGAAAGGAGAACGCGCUGCUGGAGGCGGCUACAAGCAGUCUCAGAAGUUUUGGUAUUACUGUCCCCUCAAUACCCUUGGAGGGCGGCAGUUAAGGGGCUUUUAUGGAAUGCCAUGUUGAUGGGGGGGUCUUGAGCACAUCAUACGAUGCUAAGCACUGUUGACCGAGGAGUCGGAAAGGACAAGCAACGGCGAAGAGAUUGCACCCUUGCAAGAAAAUUGGCAUCGCUAGGGAGGCAAAACGUACAGGUACAGAGGCACGGUAAUUGAUCUCUGUACCUGAAGAUCAGCCAUGUGCUAAUGGACUAAAUAGCACCCAAAAAGGAAUUCAAACACUCUCUGCAGUCUG
This is a messenger RNA of Trematosphaeria pertusa, 2861 nucleotides long. RefSeq lists its product as uncharacterized. The transcript has 2 exons. Gene Ontology annotation, molecular function: structural constituent of nuclear pore; protein binding. The record is from RefSeq and is a predicted model, not a curated record. Gene Ontology annotation, cellular component: nuclear pore. NCBI's taxonomy places the organism in Eukaryota, Fungi, Ascomycota, Dothideomycetes, Pleosporales, Trematosphaeriaceae. Gene Ontology annotation, biological process: ribosomal small subunit export from nucleus; ribosomal large subunit export from nucleus; mRNA export from nucleus. Bases 88 to 2607 code for a protein of 839 amino acids.